AGCUAACGUUAGAAGGGGGCGCGACGCAGAAGGCUUCGGAGUCGGACUGGCAAGCACAGUGGAGUUUCACAUACUCAGAAAUGGCGACGUCCGACUCCAAGGCGCCGAUACGCGUCGUCAAAAGAGUGCAGUUUGGCAUUCUUUCCCCAGAUGAAAUACGACGCAUGUCAGUCACUGAUGGCGGGAUUCGUUUUCCCGAAACAAUGGAAGGUGGCCGUCCAAAGUUGGGCGGUCUCAUGGAUCCUAGGCAAGGGGUGAUAGACAGAAAUUCUCGUUGUCAGACCUGUGCUGGCAAUAUGACGGAGUGCCCUGGACAUUUUGGGCAUAUUGAUUUAGCAAAACCAGUUUUUCAUGUUGGUUUCAUAACAAAAAGUAUUAAAAUACUUAGAUGUGUUUGCUUCUACUGCUCAAAGCUGCUUGUUAGUCCGCACAAUCCCAAGAUAAAAGAAAUCGUGAUGAAGACUAAAGGGCAACCAAGAAAGCGACUGACGUUUGUUUACGAUUUGUGCAAAAGUAAAAAUAUAUGCGAGGGUGGAGAUGAAAUGGAUAUAAAUAAGGAAGGACAAGAACAGCAACCAGCAGACAGAAAACCAGGGCACGGAGGGUGUGGUAGAUAUCAGCCAAAUCUCAGACGUUCUGGUCUUGAUGUCUCUGCUGAAUGGAAACAUGUGAAUGAAGAUUCUCAGGAAAAAAAAAUAGUCCUGACUGCGGAGAGGGCCUGGGAGAUAUUGAAACAUAUUACGGAUGAGGAAUCCUUCAUUCUUGGUAUGGAUCCAAAGUUUGCGCGUCCAGAUUGGAUGAUUGUUACUGUACUACCCGUGCCUCCAUUGUCUGUACGCCCAGCAGUUGUUAUGUACGGAUCGGCUAAAAAUCAGGAUGAUUUGACACAUAAAUUGGCAGAUAUUAUCAAAUCGAAUAAUGAACUUCUGCGAAACGAGCAGGCAGGAGCUGCCACACACGUUAUAUCAGAGAAUAUAAAAAUGUUACAGUUCCAUGUUGCAACUUUGGUAGACAACGAUAUGCCAGGUAUGCCUAGGGCGAUGCAGAAAUCCGGUAAACCUUUGAAAGCUAUCAAGGCACGUUUAAAGGGGAAAGAAGGGAGAAUCAGAGGGAACUUGAUGGGGAAACGAGUAGAUUUUUCAGCCCGGACUGUUAUUACACCAGAUCCCAACUUGCGAAUCGACCAAGUCGGUGUGCCUCGCAGCAUAGCACAAAACUUGACUUUUCCUGAAAUAGUGACACCGUUCAACAUAGACAAAAUGCAGGAGCUAGUGCGACGGGGGAACUCACAGUAUCCUGGAGCAAAGUACAUAGUCAGGGACAAUGGAGAGAGAAUAGACCUCAGGUUUCAUCCUAAACCAUCAGACCUCCACUUGCAAUGCGGGUACAGAGUCGAGAGACACAUCAGAGAUGGAGAUUUAGUUAUUUUCAACCGACAGCCUACGCUACACAAGAUGAGUAUGAUGGGACACAGGGUAAAAGUAUUACCCUGGAGUACCUUCCGUAUGAAUCUCAGCUGCACAUCUCCAUACAAUGCUGAUUUUGACGGAGAUGAGAUGAAUCUGCACGUCCCCCAGUCCAUGGAGACGAGAGCAGAGGUUGAAAAUAUCCACGUAACACCUCGGCAAAUCAUUACACCCCAGGCAAAUAAGCCCGUUAUGGGUAUUGUACAAGAUACUCUGACAGCUGUUAGAAAGAUGACAAAAAGAGAUGUAUUCAUAGAAAAGGAACAGAUGAUGAAUAUUCUCAUGCAUUUGCCCAGUUGGGAUGGAAAAAUGCCGCAACCGUGCAUUCUCAAACCCAAACCUCUAUGGACUGGCAAGCAAAUCUUCUCCCUCAUAAUUCCUGGUAACGUCAACAUGAUAAGAACUCACGGCCCUCAUCCAGAUGACGAAGAUGACGGCCCCUACAAGUGGAUUUCGCCCGGUGAUACAAAAGUCAUGGUCGAACAUGGGGAAUUGGUUAUGGGAAUUCUGUGUAAAAAAACCUUAGGAACUUCUGCUGGAUCUUUGCUUCAUAUUUGUAUGUUGGAGCUCGGACACGAAGUUUGUGGUAGAUUUUACGGAAAUAUUCAGACUGUUAUCAACAACUGGCUGUUGCUCGAAGGUCACUCCAUCGGUAUUGGAGACACAAUUGCCGAUCCACAAACCUAUUUGGAAAUUCAAAAGGCAAUUAAAAAAGCCAAAGAAGACGUGAUAGAAGUUAUACAAAAAGCACACAACAUGGAGUUGGAACCAACUCCAGGUAAUACGCUCAGGCAAACUUUUGAGAAUCAGGUGAACAGAAUCUUGAAUGAUGCUCGUGACAAAACUGGAGGAUCUGCAAAGAAGUCACUCACGGAAUACAACAAUUUAAAAGCUAUGGUGGUCUCAGGAUCCAAAGGAUCUAACAUCAAUAUCUCCCAGGUUAUUGCCUGUGUAGGACAACAGAACGUUGAAGGUAAAAGAAUACCAUUUGGAUUCCGUAAACGAACCCUACCUCAUUUCAUCAAGGAUGAUUACGGUCCCGAGUCUAGAGGAUUUGUGGAAAAUUCUUACCUUGCCGGUCUCACACCUUCUGAGUUUUACUUCCACGCUAUGGGAGGACGAGAAGGUCUCAUUGAUACUGCUGUAAAAACUGCAGAAACUGGUUACAUUCAGCGUCGUUUGAUCAAGGCUAUGGAGUCUGUUAUGGUCCACUACGAUGGAACUGUAAGAAAUUCUGUAGGACAACUCAUUCAGCUGCGUUAUGGAGAGGAUGGGCUUUGCGGGGAAACUGUAGAAUUUCAGAAUCUUCCCACGAUCAAAUUGAGUACUAAGGCAUUUGAGAAGAAAUUUAAAUUCGAUCCAACCAAUGAAAGAUAUCUUCGGCGUAUAUUCACCGAGGAUAUAGUUCGUGAAAUGAUGGGCUCCGGGGAAGUAAUUUCAGAGCUCGAACGAGAGUGGGAACAAUUGAAUAAAGAUCGUGUCGCGUUGCGUGAAAUUUUCCCUAGUGGAGAAUUUACCGUGGUACUGCCCUGUAACUUGCAGAGAAUGAUAUGGAAUGGACAGAAAAUUUUCCACAUUAAUAAACGUGCCCCCACUGAUCUCAGCCCCAUCAGAGUUAUACAGGGGGUUAAAGAUUUAUUAGAAAAGUGUAUUAUCGUGGCCGGUGAAGACAGACUAAGCAAACUAGCCAACGAAAAUGCCACGCUGUUGUUCCAGUGCUUAGUGCGAUCGACUUUAUGCACCAAGUGUGUUUCUGAGGAAUUCAGACUCUCCACCGAAGCUUUUGAGUGGCUUAUCGGAGAAAUCGAGACUCGGUUCCAGCAGGCUCAGGUGUUCCCUGGGGAAAUGGUUGGUGCAUUAGCGGCUCAAUCUCUUGGUGAGCCCGCGACUCAGAUGACACUGAACACCUUCCACUUUGCUGGAGUAUCGUCGAAGAACGUAACCUUGGGUGUGCCAAGAUUGAAGGAAAUUAUAAAUAUCAGUAAAAAGCCAAAAGCUCCAUCCCUAACGGUUUUCCUGACGGGAGCAGCGGCCAGAGAUGCUGAAAAGGCAAAAAACGUGCUUUGUCGUCUCGAACAUACAACUCUAAGGAAAGUAACAGCAAAUACAGCCAUUUACUACGAUCCGGACCCGCAGAAUACCGUCAUUGCCGAAGAUCAGGAGUUUGUCAAUGUCUAUUAUGAAAUGCCGGACUUUGACCCAACCAAAAUCUCGCCGUGGCUCUUGCGUAUCGAACUUGACAGAAAGAGAAUGACAGAUAAAAAAUUGACUAUGGAGCAGAUUGCUGAAAAAAUCAAUGCUGGAUUUGGUGACGACCUCAAUUGUAUUUUCAAUGAUGAUAACGCUGAAAAAUUAGUGCUGCGUAUCAGAAUAAUGAACAGCGACGACAGUAAAUUCCAAGAUACCGAAGAAGAAACUGUUGACAAGAUGGAAGAUGAUAUGUUCCUUCGGUGUAUCGAAGCUAACAUGCUCAGUGACAUGACUUUACAGGGUAUAGAAGCAAUCGGAAAAGUGUACAUGCACUUGCCUCAAACAGACUCAAAAAAGCGUAUCAUAGUCACAGACACAGGAGAGUUCAAAGCAAUUGCUGAAUGGCUUUUGGAAACUGAUGGAACGAGUUUGAUGAAGGUUUUGAGUGAGAGAGACGUGGACCCAGUGCGAACAUUCAGUAACGAUAUAUGUGAGAUAUUCCAAGUACUGGGUAUUGAAGCUGUUCGUAAAUCGGUGGAGAAGGAAAUGAACACUGUUCUACAGUUCUAUGGUCUUUACGUCAACUAUCGACAUCUUGCUUUACUCUGUGAUGUGAUGACUGCCAAAGGUCAUCUCAUGGCCAUCACUCGUCACGGUAUCAAUAGACAAGAUACCGGAGCUCUUAUGAGAUGUUCUUUUGAGGAGACAGUUGACGUCUUACUUGAUGCAGCUUCUCAUGCAGAGGUCGAUCCAAUGAGGGGUGUAUCUGAAAAUAUUAUCAUGGGACAACUACCGCGCCUUGGAACUGGUUGCUUCGAUUUACUUCUUGACGCGGAGAAAUGCAAGGCUGGUAUAGAAAUUCCAAUGGCUGUGGGCGCUGGUAUGAUGGGUGGAGCAGGAAUGUUCUUCGGAAGUGCAGCCACUCCAAGUAUGAGUCCGCAAAUGACACCAUGGAACCAGAUGGGUGCAACUCCAGGUUACGGUGCCUCCAGUAUGUCGCCUGCCCUAGGUAGUGGCAUGACACCUGGUGGAGCCUGUUUCUCUCCCUCAGGAGCAUCAGAUGCUUCAGGAUUAUCCCCGGCAUAUUCGGUGUACUCACCGCAACCAGGUAGUCCUGGUAGUCCAGGACCCAGCAUGAGUCCUUACCCGAUGUCACCAGCUGGUGGCGCUUCUCCGAGUUAUUCUCCAACUUCUCCGGCGUAUUUACCAACAUCUCCGAGUAUGACACCUUCGAGUCCAAACUACUCACCGACCAGUCCAACCUAUUCACCUACUAGCCCUAAUUACUCACCAGCUAGUCCUAGUUAUUCGCCUACGAGUCCUAGUUAUUCACCAACGAGUCCAAGCUACUCGCCAACGAGUCCGAGCUACUCGCCAACUUCUCCGAGUUAUUCACCGACUAGCCCCAGUUACUCGCCCACAAGUCCUAGUUACUCUCCAACUUCUCCGAGUUACUCGCCAACUAGCCCCAGUUACUCGCCCACGAGUCCAAGUUAUUCGCCGACCAGUCCAAGCUACUCGCCCACAAGUCCAAGCUAUUCUCCAACCAGCCCGAGCUACUCGCAUACAAGCCCAAGUUACUCCCCGACAUCUCCUAGUUACUCACCAACUUCUCCCAGCUAUUCCCCCAGUUCGCCAAAUUAUACUCCGGCUUCACCAUCGUAUUCACCCACUAGUCCAUCAUACUCUCCUAGUUCCCCCCAAUACUCACCUGCCAGUCCAAGCUAUUCGCCAAGCAGCCCAAAAUAUUCUCCAACGAGCCCAAAUUAUUCACCUACUUCGCCUUCCUUUGCUAGUACUUCGCCACAGUACACACCAGCUAGCCCAACAUAUUCACCAACUAGCCCGACGUACUCGCCCACCAGUCCAAGCUACUCACCAAGCUCACCGCAACACACAACUGCUGGAGGUAGCACCAGAUAUUCGCCGAGUAGCCCUAAUUACUCGCCAACUAGUCCUACCUAUUCGCCGUCGAGUCCACAGUACUCACCAUCCAGCACAAAGUAUUCGCCUACUAGCCCGACUUACACACCUACGAGUCCUAGUUAUUCGCCGACAAGCCCAACUUACUCGCCACCUGUACCUGGAUAUUCGCCAACAAGUCCUACUUAUUCACCAGCUUCACCUGCUUACGAAACUGAUGACUAAGGGGUCGCUUCUGACGGUAUGUACAGAUAGAAUUUGGAGUUUUAGAUUUUUUAUUAUCCAUUUUUAUCAUGCGAUGGAAGUUUGUACAGAAUAUUUGGUGAUUAUAUUGUAAAUGUAUACCAUUAGUGAAAGUUGCGGAUACUUAACCCAAGUCGUUGACCAAAUUAGAACUUUUAGAGUGUGUGACCGCUGAUUUGUUUUUACUUAUUCUUCAUAUAAGUCAAAACAAAUUUAAUUCGAAUUUAUUAUUGAACUAUUGUGACGCAGAAGAUAGUUUCACUUUCAGUUAGCCAAUUGAAUGUGCUACAUAGAAGAGUUAUAUUCUUCUGUAUUCCACGCCAUACCUAAUAAAUUAAACUCAAGCAUCUGAGUAGUUUGAUAGUUGACGAUGGCAUAUCCACAACUUUUACAAAUAAAAUAUGUACGUAUUCACUCUGAACUUGUCUGUUAAUGUUUAUCUAAAUGUCGAUAUACAAUACUGUCAUCAUUGCAAGACGGCCGGACUGCACUUUGUCGACUAUUGCGGGUUGUUUUAUCAUCGCAUACCUUUGAUAAUGUGUUGGUUCAUUCAAUGGAUCUCAAGAUCAUACUUCGAUUGACACUUAAAUUCCACUAAUUAUUCAGUGACAAAUUUCAAACGGACGUAGACACACAAUACACAGACAUUCCAAGCGGAAAUAACGUUGCAGUUCUAUUAAUAACAAUCCAGGAAAAGUUAUUUUGUCAUGUAUGAUUUACACUCGAUGAGUAACUGUUUUACGGGACGUAAUCAAAAACUGAUUCCUUAUUCUCGAGGGAUGCAGGGUGCCUUUAUCGAUUCCACAAUGAAUGUUAUUUUAUUUUUCAAGGCCUUAGAAAAAAUUGCUGAAUAUGUAAGAGGAUGGGUGUAUGACAUGUUGCUUGCAGCAAACAUGACGACGUCUUACCAGUUGUCAAAUUGCUGGGAGAUAUUAUCGUACGUUUGUCAUACCAUAUCAUAAGAAUAGAAGUUAUAAGUUAUUUUAUUAUAUCAUCAUUAUUAUUAUAUUAUUAUCUCUAGAUCUAUCACUAAUUAUAAUGUUGCUACAAGAAAAACACAAAAAAAAACACCUCAAGUUAUUUAAAAGUUAAAGGACCUCGAUUAGGAAACAGUAAAGGUCAACUUUACGCUAUUGAUGAUUGAUAUUAUCAAAAUUAAAGGAUAAUCAUUUUUUUCUGCGGGAACUAUACGGUAAUUUUUCUUAAUUUAUAAUCAUUAUUACGCGUAGUUGGAAUUUUCUUAAUCUAAAGAUUGGUUCGUUGGCAAUAGUAAAAUUUUGUACGUAUUUUUAACUUCAAUUACAAUUAAAUAAUCAAUCAUAAUCAUCAUUUAGGUAAAAUGUUGCAUCUGUUUUCUCGUUUGAAGUCAAUUACGUAGAACCAGAAUAUUAUAAGAUUAAAGAUUAUUCUUUAUUUUUCGGCCAAUUGUAGAUUGAUGUCUUAAAUGGAGCUAAAAAUAAAGAUAUUUUCAAACAAA
This is a messenger RNA of Athalia rosae (coleseed sawfly), 7299 nucleotides long. RefSeq names its product DNA-directed RNA polymerase II subunit RPB1 (gene RpII215). Gene Ontology annotation, molecular function: DNA binding. The coding region runs from base 81 to 5804 and encodes 1907 amino acids. The record is from RefSeq and is a predicted model, not a curated record. NCBI's taxonomy places the organism in Eukaryota, Metazoa, Arthropoda, Insecta, Hymenoptera, Athaliidae. Gene Ontology annotation, cellular component: RNA polymerase II, core complex. The transcript is spliced from 11 exons. Gene Ontology annotation, biological process: transcription by RNA polymerase II.